Molecule: messenger RNA, 4839 nt
Organism: Callithrix jacchus (white-tufted-ear marmoset)
Lineage: Eukaryota; Metazoa; Chordata; Mammalia; Primates; Cebidae
Gene: COL20A1
Product: collagen type XX alpha 1 chain
Molecular function (GO): protein binding
Source: RefSeq, a predicted model, not a curated record
GGGGGGGUGGACUCGGGCAGUGACGUCCAUGGAGGAGAGGCCUUUCAUAAGUUCCAGCCUUCCUGUGGCCACAGCAGGACCAGAGGGGACCAGCACACCCCAGGAGAGAGGGCCGGUGUCCCAGGAGGAGGAGGAGGCCAAGCACCAUGCGCUCCCGAGCCCCCACAUGCCUCGGCCUCUGCCUCUGGCUGUGGCUGGGUGCCAUCCUCGGACGAGAGCAAGGACACGCAAGUGGCCGCCUGAGGCUGGCUGUGCUUCCCGAGGACCAGCUGCAGAUGAAGUGGAGAGAGUCAGAGGGGAGCGGCCUUGGCUACCUGGUGCAAGUGAAGCCCAUGGCAGGCGACUCAGAACAGGAGGUGAUACUGACCACCAAGACCCCCAAGGCCACGGUGGGGGGCCUGAGCCCCUCCAAGGGUUACACCUUGCAGAUCUUCGAGCUCACUGGCUCCGGGCACGUCCUGCUGGCUCGGAGGGAGUUUGUGAUUGAGGAACUGAAGAGUAGCUCCCUGGACAGGAGCAGCCGGAGGAGCCUCAGCUCUGGAACCCCGGAGCCUACCCCCUCCCUCGUGGGGAGCCCAGGCCCUGAGCAGGCGUCAGAGCCCCGAGUUGCCUUCGAGCCAAGCCGGGAUCUGCCCACUCCUGCUGCCCCCCAGUUUCGCUGCCUGCCCCCCAUGCCUGCUGACAUGGUCUUCCUGGUGGACGGGUCCUGGAGCAUCGGCCACAGUCACUUCCAGCAGGUCAAGGACUUCCUGGCCAGUGUCAUCACGCCCUUUGAAAUCGGGCCGGAUAAGGUCCAAGUAGGCCUGACACAGUACAGCGGGGACGCCCAGACCGAGUGGGACCUGAACUCCCUUGGGACCAAGGAGCAGGUGCUGGCAGCCGUGCGCCACCUCCGCUACAAGGGCGGGAACACAUUCACAGGCCUUGCCCUGACCCACGUGCUGGGACAGAACCUGCAGCCGGCAGCUGGUGUGCGUCCAGAGGCGGCCAAGGUGGUGAUUCUGGUGACGGACGGCAAGUCGCAGGAUGACGUGCAUACCGCUGCCUGCAUCCUCAAGGACCUGGGUGUGAUCGUCUUCGCUGUGGGUGUGAAGAACGCGGAUGAGGCUGAACUGAGGCUCCUGGCGUCCCCGCCACAGGACAUCACUGUCCACAAUGUGCUGGGCUUCCCGCAGCUUGGCGCGCUGGCCGGCCUGCUCAGCCGCCUCAUCUGCCAGAGGCUCCAGCGUGGGGGCCUGUGGUGGGGUCCAGCAGCGGCUCCGGCCCUGGACACCCUCCCUGCCCCUACCAGCCUGGUCCUGACCCAGGUGACCUCCUCCAGCAUCCGCCUGUCCUGGACUCCGGCCCCGCAGCUGCCCCUCAAGUAUCUGAUCAUGUGGCAGGCCUCCAGAGGUGGCACCCCCAGAGAGGUGGUGGUGGAAGGGCCGGCCACCUCCGUGGAGCUGCACAACCUGACCUCACACACAGAGUACCUGGUCUCCGUGCUCCCUGUCUACGAGGGCGGGGUCGGCGAGGGCCUGCAGAGCUUGGCGACCACAGCACCUCUGCCUCCACCCCGGGCACUGACCCUGGCCGCACUGACACCCAGAACCAUCCGCCUCACCUGGCAGCCCUCGGCGGGGGCCACCCACUACCUGGUACAAUUGUUGCCUGCCUCCUCGAAGAGGGAGGAGGAGGAGAGAGAGGUGCAGGUGGGGCGGCCUGAGGUGCUGCUGGACGGCCUGGAGCCAGGCAGGGACUAUGAGGUCUUGGUGCAGAGCCUGUGGGGCCUGGAGGCCAGUGAGGCCCGGGGCAUCCAUGUCAGGACUCCCACCCUGGCCCCCCCGAGACACCUGGGCUUUUCGGAUGUGAGCCAUGACUCGGUGCGAGUGUUCUGGGAGCGCACCCCCAGGCCUGUGCGCCUGAUCAGGGUCACCUAUGUCUCCAGCGAGGGCGGACACUCGGGACAGACAGAGGCUCCUGGGAACACCACCUCAGCCACGUUGGGGCCCCUCUCUUCCUCCACCACCUACACCGUCCGCGUCACCUGCCUCUACCCCAGGGGUGGCUCCUCCACGCUGACCAGCCAGGUCACCACCAAGAAAGCACCCAGCCCCAGCCAGCUGUCCAUGACGGAGCUGCCAGGGGACGAGGUACGGCUGUCAUGGGUGGCUGCAGCUCCAUCUGGCGUGCUCGUGUACCAGAUCAAGUGGACGCCUCUGGGAGAGGGCAAGGCUCACGAGAUCUCUGUCCCAGGGAACCUUGGCUCAGCUGUCCUGCCUGGCCUGGGGAGGCACGUGGAGUACAAUGUCACCAUCCUGGCCUACUACAGGGAUGGGGCCCGCAGCGACCCUGUGUCCCUCCACUAUGCCCCCUCCACGGUGAGCAGGAGCCCCCCCUCCAACCUGGCCCUGGCCUCAGAGACCCCCGACAGCCUGCAGGUCAGCUGGACACCCCCUCAUGGCCCCGUGCUCCGAUACCAGCUCACCUAUGCGCCCGCCACUGGCUCAGGACCUGAGAAAUCAGUCUCCGUGCCAGGACCCAGGAACCACGUGACACUCCCUGACCUGCAGGCAGCCACCAAGUACAGGGUCCUCGUGUCAGCUGUCUACACAGCAGGCAAGAGUGAGGCUGUCUCUGCCACGGGCCAGACGGCAACCUGCCCGGCCCUCCGCCCGGACGGCUCCCUCCCAGGGUUUGACCUGAUGGUGACCUUCGGUCUGGUGGAGAAGGCUUAUGCUUCCAUCCGAGGCGUGGCCAUGGAGCCCUCUGCCUUUGGUGAGGCCCCGACCUUCACGCUCUUCAAGGACGCCCAGCUGACAAGACGGGUCAGUGACAUCCACCCAGCCCCGCUCCCACCAGAGCACACCAUCGUCUUCCUCGUGCGCCUGCUUCCCGAAACGCCCCGUGAGGCCUUUGCACUGUGGCAGAUGACGGCCGAGGACUUCCAGCCUGUUCUCGGGGUUCUCCUGGACGCCGGGAGGAAGUCCCUGACCUACUUCCACCGAGACCCCAGGGCUGCCUUGCAGGAGGCCACCUUCGACCCACAGGAAGUGAGGAAGAUUUUCUUUGGGAGCUUCCACAAGGUGCAUGUGGCUGUGGGCCGCUCCAAGGUCAGGCUGUACGUGGACUGCCGGAAGGUGGCUGAGCGGCCCCUCGGGGAGGUGGGCAGCCCUCCUGCUGCCGGCUUCAUCACACUGGGGAGGCUGGCCAAGGCCAGGGGCCCCCGGAGCAGCUCCGCCGCGUUUCAGCUUCAGAGGCUGCAGAUCGUGUGCAGUGACACCUGGGCCGAUGAGGACCGCUGCUGUGAGCUCCCAGCCUCGAAGGAUGGAGAGACCUGCCCGGCCUUUGUGUCUGCCUGUACCUGUUCCUCAGAGACCCCUGGACCCCCAGGGCCCCAAGGACCCCCAGGCCUCCCAGGGAGGAAUGGCACCCCAGGAGAGCAGGGCUUCCCAGGGCCCAGGGGAGAGCCGGGGCCACCCGGACAGAUGGGACCAGAAGGCCCUGGAGGCCAGCAGGGGUCACCAGGGACCCAGGGCCGUGCAGUCCAGGGGCCUGUGGGUCCACCAGGGGUCAAAGGAGAGAAGGGGGACCACGGGCUCCCAGGCUUACAGGGCCACCCCGGCCACCAAGGCGUCCCCGGAAGAGUUGGCCUCCAGGGACCAAAGGGAAUGAGGGGCCUGGAGGGAACUGCUGGUCUGCCCGGACCCCCUGGCCCCAGGGGCUUCCAGGGCAUGGCAGGAGCCAGGGGCGCUACUGGAGACCGAGGACCCCCAGGGGCUGUGGGACCCACAGGACUGCCAGGGCCCAAAGGGGAACGAGGUGAGAAGGGUGAGCCCCAGUCCCUCGCUACCCUCUACCAGCUCGUGAGCCAGGCCUGUGAGUCCGCCAUCCAGGCACACGUGUCAAAGUUCGACUCCUUCUUCCACGAGAACACCAGGCCCCCCAUGCCCAUCUUGGAGCAGAAGCUGGAGCCAGGUGCUGAGCCCCUGGGGUCCCCUGGCACCCACAUCGAGGCCCUGCUUCCUGGAAGAAGGGGGCAUGGUGGCGGCCAUCUUGAGGGCAGAGGUACUGGGCUCCUGGCCUCCCCAGUACAGGGAGGGAGUGUGGGGGGGGGGCCCGGCUGUCCCUUGGUCCUGGGGCUGGGGUCUCACUCUGUGUCACCACAGCAGCCACUCCUGGAGACGCCACUGUCCAGCCUCUGGGGUGCUAGGAUAAGGACACGGGGCUUUCCUGAGCCCACACAAAGCCAGUCAUGGCACAGAGGUUGGCCUCGGCCUGGCCUCCCAGGAACCUCAAGGUGACCCUUUCCCAGUCUCCAGGAAACAUGAGCUGCCCGCUUAGGGCCACCCAUGAGUGCCCAGCCUCCCUCCCAUCCUCCUCCCUCCCUCUCCUGUCCUCCCAUCCUCCCACCCUCUCGUCCUCCUGGCUGCUGCUUCCCCCGCCUCUCCCCACUCAGUACAGAGCCGCAGGCUCCCGUGACCUGGUUGGCAGUCCUCCUCCUCUGAGGCGGCAGUGGCAGGUCAUGGCCUGGACACUGAGAUGGAGGAGAGGCUGAUUCGGGGAGUUGGGGCCAGAGAGGGGCGUCCGUGGGGAGGACGGACCAGGGGAUGACCCAGCUGGACAAGAACAGUUCUGCACUGGCCGGGGCAGCAGCGGGGGCAUGUCUGCUCUGCUCGGGCAUCAGCUGAAUCCCACCCCUUACCCCACAGACAUCUCAGGAAACUGGGGGCAACCUGGAGGGAGCCCCAUGGGUUGUGGGGGCCCCUGCCCCGGCCUUGGGAGCUGCCCACGGUGGCCUGGUUACGGCCUGGCAGAUGCAGGGCGCAUCACUGCUCAGAAUAAACGGCCCCUUCUGUA